CAGUGGGACAGUAUUUCGUAGAAGCGCAACAGGAGCGGUGAUAUUGCAGCAUGCAAUACGAGUCUGACAGUACGAUGUUCGGCGGUUUUUUGUUUUGCCUCUCGGCUGUGGUGCGAGAUGUCGCUCAAGUCGUUUCCGGUGCGAGCGUCUGCGUCUGCUUUUUAUCAAGCAGUGUAUCAAGCUUCAAGCCCGUCGAACGCGAACGGCGAUUGUGUUGUGGAGUGGAGCUUUUUCUGUCGAGCCACGCCGAAGGCCGCACACAGGCGCCAACUGAUCUCUAAGACUGCACGCAAAUUUCUCGGUUCCUGUGCUUGCAGACAGAUGCCAGAGGCGCUGAAAGACAGGUUGUAACAUGAAGACAGGCACAAAAGCCUGCACGACGUCAUAUCGAGGAGGCUCCUCAAAUUCAUGUAUUGCGCUGUAGUGGUCUACAAGGCAGACGAACAUCUCGUCGUUGCGGGGCCAGGUGACUCAGGCUUGGAAAAGACCUUCGGGAAGCACCGCCGUCCAGGGAUGUAUCCUUCGGCACCGACGUAACCUCAUACAGGUGCCUCACUGCAACGAGACCUUCGCGUCACACGUAUCGUGCAGUGCAGUCAGCCGGGCUAUGGCGCGGAAGGUGCGGGAAGGCUGCGGGAAAGAAGAGCUGCACCAGUGCGUAGUUUGUACCACAGUACUCCGCGGUGACUAUGCAUUCAAGAAGCACUUGGAGACCCACAAUGAGCCGUUCGGGGAAGAACACUUGAAGCUUCUAGCACAGAAACUCCCGGACGGACGCCUGGAAUGCCUCAUAUGUGGGACCGUAUUGGUUGACAAGCGGACCUUUCGGAUUCACUACCAGGGCUGCCACACGACUAAGAGACCGUUUGAAUGCCCCAUCUGCCGGAAACGCUUCAAGUUCUCCGUUACCUACAUCAACCACCGAGAGAUCCACUUUUCGAACAGACAGCGCUACGGGUGCAAAACCUGUGCCAAGGUGUUCUCUGGCAAAGCUCAGUUUCGAAUCCACGUUAAGGCGCAUUCGGCAAAAAAGGAGCGCUGCGAAGUGUGCUUCAAGUACUUUCCGGGUAACCGUUUACGAGCCCACUAUUACAAACAUACCAGGGACCUACGGGUGCGGUGCAAGGUAUGCGGAAAGGAAGUCAAGGAGAGCAGCAUGUAUACUCACAUCAACUAUGUGCAUCUCGGACGAGCUGAAAACGUGUGCGCCGUAUGUGGAGCAAAGUAUAGAAGUCCCCAUGCAUUCGUCGGCCACAUGCGAUGGCACACUGAUGAGCCCGUUGACGUGUGCAUCAUUUGUUCCAAGCCCUUCUAUAAUGAAGAUUAUUACGUAAGGCACAUGGAAGGUGCUCACGGAUGCGGGUCCAAGAAGUGGUCAUGCUCGAUGUGCACGAAAGAAUUUCUCACAAAGGGGCAGUUGCAAGCGCACACCCCGGUGCACACCAAGGAGAAGCCUUACAAGUGUGAAGUGUGUGGAAAGGGAUUUGCCUGGAAACACAAAGUCAAAGAUCACAUGAAGACGCACAGCGAAGAACGGCCGUUCCAGUGCAGCUUGUGUAGGGAGGCGUUUAAGUGGAAGCACAACCUCGCCAACCAUCACAGGGCAAAGCAUGUCUCUCCUUAAUGGCCGCAAAAUGACGCAACUCAAGGCAGGGAAGCAGGGUUUGUUCUCUUGAAGUUUAACAGAUAUCAGAUUUCGUAUGCAGCGACAUCGGGUUCCCAGUGCAGUUUACGGAGCUCAAAGCUCCAUAAACUUUUCCACUACGGCAGCCGAUGCAUGAUGGUGAUUUACGUAUACGACAUCAUGAACAGCAAGUAAAUCAUGACUAUGACAUGGGCUGAUUCACCGCCAGAGAGCAGAACGCUACCCCAUUACACGACACACGACGUGAACGCUACGUGUCUAUUGAAGCAACAACGCUGCAUAUCUCGACUUCCUUGAGUCUUUAUGUGGCCCUUCUUCCAGCGGUUUAGUCACGCGGUAGGUUAUUCUGUCGCCCGUAGUUCCUUCCUCUCCUUGUUCGCGGGCUCCUCGUCCCCGGAGUCCCCGUACCCUCGGUAGUACCCAGUACGAUACCCAGUACGAUACCCAGUACGAUAUCCCGGUUGGUUGUCGUACUGGUGUCCUUGGUAGCUGUCACUUCGGUAUCUGUCGUAGUAUAGUCUCUGGUAUGCGUCUUGAUGACAAUCUUGUGAUUGUAAUCUCUGGCCAACUUGGUAUCCUCCGCGGUGGCCAUCUCGAUAUCCGUGUAUGUAGCCAGUCAGGUAAUCUGACUUGUCAGUGUUUCUGCCUGUACAUGAGAGAGAGAAAGAUUUGGAGACCACUCCUAGUGGUUACCUAUGGAAAGUUAACCUACUUGCUCAAAUUGUUUUAAGUGUUUGCGGAAGCAGUGUACCGAAUUUUGUAUUUCGUUCUUUGAUUUUGUUCUGAUCUGUUUGUUACUUCUAUGUUUCUUUUCUGUGAAUUUCAAACUCUGUGGUAGAAAGUUAGUGGUGUGCGUUAUUGUAUUGUGCGAAUAAAGACGUGCCUGCUACUGAUAUUUA
Messenger RNA from Ornithodoros turicata, 2544 nucleotides. Its product is annotated as zinc finger protein 182-like. Gene Ontology annotation, biological process: regulation of transcription by RNA polymerase II. Gene Ontology annotation, molecular function: RNA polymerase II transcription regulatory region sequence-specific DNA binding; DNA-binding transcription factor activity, RNA polymerase II-specific. The coding region runs from base 608 to 1624 and encodes 338 amino acids. The record is from RefSeq and is a predicted model, not a curated record. NCBI's taxonomy places the organism in Eukaryota, Metazoa, Arthropoda, Arachnida, Ixodida, Argasidae. The transcript is spliced from 4 exons. Gene Ontology annotation, cellular component: nucleus.